AUGAAUGGUCGUCCGAUGGCCGCGACGGAAAAUCAGGUUCUUUGUGUUUUAUCAAUCAAUCACGACCGCGACUGUGAUGACGAAUGUGACACUACGGCGACACGACGACGGCUACAAGGACAAUGUCGCUACAUGCACACGUUCACAUGGCCAUUGUCCAUCGCUACCGGACGACGGUUGGUGGACGGCAUUCUCUCUCCGGUCGGCCGCGCGGAGUUUGGUUCGGUUGACUCGGCUCGGUUGACAUUCGAUGGGAUGGUUGUUAACCUCGAUCUAUGGUCUUCUUCAUGUCCAUCCGGGAUUGCUUUCGCUUCAGUUUGCCAAAGUCCAUUCAUUUCUUCUACUUCAGUGUCAUCUCAUUGUUUACGGUUUCGAUCUUUCGGUUCCUUCACGCACAAAGCUUAUUCGACUUACCGUUCUGACUUUCGAACGUUAGCCACCGCCUUUCUGUUCUAA
Soboliphyme baturini is the source of this 456-nucleotide messenger RNA. The record is from the annotation of a GenBank genome assembly. Lineage: Eukaryota; Metazoa; Nematoda; Enoplea; Dioctophymatida; Soboliphymatidae.